Molecule: messenger RNA, 1930 nt
Organism: Hippocampus comes (tiger tail seahorse)
Lineage: Eukaryota; Metazoa; Chordata; Actinopteri; Syngnathiformes; Syngnathidae
Product: T-cell surface antigen CD2
Exons: 8
Coding region: 175-1203 (342 amino acids)
Cellular component (GO): membrane
Source: RefSeq, a predicted model, not a curated record
UAAAUAAUUAUAAUAAUGACGUAAAAGCUGCUUAAGGUGCAUUUUUUUUAAGUCACGUUGGGGGUGGGUGACAGGGGGCCUGAAAGACUUCCUUUUUGAGGCCACGCAGAGAAAUGUGGUACUGACUGCUUCGACAGGAAAUAACGUUCAGGCAGUAGUUCUUGUCAGCCAACUAUGAAGCUGAUGGUGAUGGUGCAGAUGGUCGCUUUGUCAAUUGUCUCCGUGCUCCUGCUCUGCUGCUGUCUUACCUCCGCAGACUCUCAGGAUGGUUGUGACGCUUACGCCCCUGUCGGCGGACGUUUUGCUGUGCCUCUCCACCACAAACUACAAAUAUCCGAAAAUUUGAGAUGGAGGCACAACAAGACCAAAAUAUUUGAUCAAAGACCAGACCGGAUAGUUACUGGAAAGCGGGACGAUGUUUUUCAAAACGGUUCCCUGAAGCUGACAAACCUGGCGAGAAGCAGUGAAGGCACAUACGUGCCUGAGGUUUAUGAUAUAAAAGGGAAACUCGUAAUCGAUCCGAGAAGCCUAUAUUUGUGUGUGUUGGAUCCUGUCUCGAAGCCAGGCUUGAAAAUGGAAUGUGCCUUGCCCGAUGUGAAAUUCACAUGCGUGCCUGGUCAGAUGCCGGAAGUCACUGUCAAGUGGUUUCAGAAUGAUAAGCUUUUGCCCCAGGAAAAUAAGUGGACUGUGGUGCAAGUUGCCCAAAAGGUGGCAGAUGAUUCAUUCAAAUGCAAAGUUUCCAAUCAUGUCAGUUCCAUGAGCAGUGAGGGUGUGAUACAAAACUGCACUGGCUCAAGCUCAUCUAUCUUCCCCAAAGAAUUAUUUGGUCUUGAUUUUAGGAUCAUGGUGAGCAUCCUGGCCGGCAUGGGAGGCCUUGCUCUGUUGCUGGUUAUCAUCUUAAUUGUUUGCUGCAUCCGAGCCAUGCGAGAAAAACAAAAACAAGUUCAAGAGGAGGAGGAGCUUCGUUUGGGGUGGACCAACCCCGAAGGACACCAUCAGCAAUGUCAUCAUCACCCACCUAAUCUGCAUCAUCAUUCGCAUGGUCAACCUGGACGUCGGCAGCGCGGCGGGCCACAGCCUCCAAGAGGCCAAGCUCAGGGCAGCCCCAGAAGACCAACACAGGGCUUGAGAUCUACGAACACACAGCAGCAGGCUCCUCCUCUUCCUCAGCCGAGGAAGAUGGUUCCAGCACAAAUAAUCUGACGGCAUGUGAGAAACCCUCCCUGCAGACACCAUUAACAUCAUCAUCGCACACUAUUUAGUUUCACUUACUUAACCGAAGUACAUAUAAAAGGUCUACACGCCCCUGUUGAAGUGCCAGGUUCUUGUGAUGCAAACAUCAUCAAACCUAUAAAAUAAUUCUUCCACCACUAAUGACCUAUUACCUGUCUAACUCAAUUGAUUUAAAAAAUAUAUAUAUUCAAGUGGGCAAGCAAAAUUAAACAAUUGAGAUAAUAUGGUUGCAUGAAAAUUCCUGAUAUUUGAAAAUGGGGGUGCAGACUGUUUUAUAUUAAAUAUUGGCAAACUGUUCUUUAAAUGUUGGCAUCACUUCUCAGUUACUGUUAAAAAUUGGUAACCCACAUCAUUGUUACAAAUGUAUUGAAACAAAUGUUCUUUAUUGCUUGGGAAAAUGAAAGUAAGAUAAGAAGAGAAGAAAAACAAAAUAAGAUGCUAUCUUAGCAGUCAUUUAGAAAAUUAGUAAUAAGAAAUAACACAAUAACAAACUCCCAUUUGUGUUGUCAGUUUUGGGGGAAAAAAAUUUGCAAUCGUUUCAGCAAUACAAUAAACAUUUAACAAAUUCUAAUGUCUAGUUAGUUUUCAUUCAACCUGUACAUUUUUUACAUCAAAUGACAGUACUUUAAAUCUAAGUUCAAAUGUUACUAUUUUAUUGUGUGCAACAAUUCGUAUCAAUAAAAGUUUUUGUACUGUU